Molecule: messenger RNA, 1239 nt
Organism: Dreissena polymorpha
Lineage: Eukaryota; Metazoa; Mollusca; Bivalvia; Myida; Dreissenidae
Product: transmembrane protein 234 homolog
Exons: 6
Coding region: 137-538 (133 amino acids)
Source: RefSeq, a predicted model, not a curated record
AGGGAGAUUACUCUAUGGGGCACUUUGAAAUAAGCCGUCGCCGAACACGGAGUGGGGUUAGAACCAGCUGGAAACCAAAUAGUUUGUAGAGGAAAGAUUCCUACAAAGCUUCCCGUUUUCUUCCAGCCUUGGAACCAUGGUAACGUCUACGUCUUUAGAGAUGGCGUUUUGGCUAACAUCCGUUGCAUUCCUAUGGGGUUUCACUAAUCCAUUCAUUAAAAAAGGCAGCAAAGGGAUAGAAUCCAUUAAGCGCUCGUCACCAAUAAGACAGUUUUUAGCAGAGUUGUGCUUCUUGCUUAGUAAUUGGAGGUAUUUGGUGCCUUUCUUGAUCAACCAGAGCGGUUCCGUCCUAUAUUAUAUUACUUUAGCAUCAGCAGAGCUGUCCUUAGCGGUACCAAUUACGAACUCGCUGACUUUCAUCUUUACCGCAUUGUCUGGACAUAUGCUUGGAGAAAAAGUUUCUUCAUAUAAAACAGUUUUUGGGAUAUUAUUGGUGUCACUGGGUGUUAUUUUGUGUGUUUGUGACAAGAUUAGAUGAUCGUUGAACGACCGAUCAUUUAGAUUCAAACCUUUCUGGAUGCCGCAUUUGAAACCCUAGCUUGCUAGACUGCAUUGCACAUAGCUAGGUCUCUGUGUACUUGCAAAACUGCACGAAUAAGAACACUCAACGAUUUAUUUCAUUAGAAGAGACAAUGCGAUUUCUUUUGAAGAGAAACCGGUGAACGUCAAAUUAAAAGCUGCACACGAUUGGAAAUGGGAAAAGAAGGUUUAUAUUACAUUUGAAUUUUCUUUGAAGGGAUAUGUAUGAACGAUUAGUUUUCAUAAAACGCACAUGCUUGAGGCAAUACAUAUUUUUCGUAAUUACGCUCAUGGGAAUUCUGCGUGUGUGUUUUUCAUUUGUAUAUAUAUAUUUGUCAUAUUACGAAGAAAAAAAAGAAUGCAUCUUAGAAUACAUUCAUUAAAUAAAAAAGGUCGGAUUGAAGUUUUACAAUUUAGAGAGGGAUACGUAUGGAUAUUUUCUAAGUUCAGACAUACAAAUUAAGUUUGUGUUCGUUAAUAAUUUAAGACUGUGUUAUGUUUACGAAUCAUUUAUAUAUUAUUAGGCUUUCUUCAUAGUUCUCAAGUGCCGGUCAUGAAUUAUAGAAAUACUCUUUAAACAGGGAUGCUCAGUUUUCAAACGAUUGAUGAUUGAUUUUCACAUGUUGGAUACUGCUAAAGAAUAAAAUUGAUAGGAACGUC